AUGGGUUGUCUUAACUUCACCAGCGAAAAUAAGACUUUGCCUGGCAGGCAUCCUUAUACUGUGCAGACGUCUGUGCCUCUAACAAUCCUGGUGGGUAUCCUCAUCCUGCUAACUGUUUUUGGCAAUGUCAUGGUAGUAAUUGCUGUGAUCACAAGCCGAGCCCUGAGAGCACCUCAGAACUUUUUUUUGGUCUCACUGGCAUGUGCAGACAUCCUGGUUGCCACCUUAGUGAUGCCUUUCUCUUUAGCGAAUGAACUGAUGGGUUACUGGUACUUUGGUAAAGUGUGGUGUGAAAUCUACCUGGCUUUGGAUGUGCUCUUUUGCACCUCAUCCAUCGUUCACCUGUGUGCCAUCAGCCUGGACAGAUACUGGUCCGUCACUCAAGCGAUUGCGUACAAUUUGAGGAGGACACCACGCAGGAUUAAAUGUACAGUCUUCAUAGUUUGGGUACUGGCGGCGAUCAUAUCCUUCCCUCCGCUUAUCACAAUGAAAAAGGACGAGGGUAAAGAAGACAGCCCAGAAUGUAAAAUUAAUGAGGAAAAAUGGUACAUUAUAUUCUCCAGCACUGCCUCCUUCUUUGCACCCUGCGUCAUCAUGAUUAUGGUGUAUGUUAGAAUCUACCAGAUUGCCAAGAAAAGAACAAGAGCCCUGCCAGGUGAAAGGCAAAGAGAAAACGGCAACUUAGAGGACACAAAGUGUGGUCUGGACCCCCUGGAGAGAAAAGAGAGAGAGGGGAGAGAUGUGGGAGGGGGGGGUGGUAGAGAGGUCAAUGGGUUUGACAUGGAGGAAGAACCCUCCUCUUCUGAUGGGAAUGAAGCCAGCCUAUGUCCCCUGAAGAAAAAGAGGGGUCUCGGAACAACCAAAGUGGCUCAGGUGAGGCCUGGAGAAAUCUCUUCAAAGCCAGAGGUGCAGCCCUGUGUGCGAGUGAAAGGGAGGAAAGGAAGACAGUACAGAGAGAGGCGCUUCACAUUUGUUUUGGCCGUGGUCAUGGGAGUUUUUGUUCUCUGCUGGUUCCCCUUUUUCUUUACAUACACACUCACUGCUGUGUGUGACACCUGCUGCAUCCCAGAGACAUUGUUCAAGAUGUUUUUCUGGUUUGGUUACUGCAAUAGCUCAUUAAAUCCCAUAAUAUACACUAUAUUCAAUGAUGAUUUCAGGAGGUCUUUUAAAAAGAUCCUUUGCAGAAUGGACAUAAGAGGCUUAUAA
Molecule: messenger RNA, 1206 nt
Organism: Xiphias gladius (swordfish)
Lineage: Eukaryota; Metazoa; Chordata; Actinopteri; Istiophoriformes; Xiphiidae
Product: alpha-2A adrenergic receptor-like
Exons: 1
Coding region: 1-1206 (401 amino acids)
Biological process (GO): adenylate cyclase-activating adrenergic receptor signaling pathway
Cellular component (GO): membrane
Molecular function (GO): adrenergic receptor activity
Source: RefSeq, a predicted model, not a curated record